Aspergillus fijiensis CBS 313.89 is the source of this 423-nucleotide messenger RNA. RefSeq lists its product as uncharacterized. The transcript has a single exon. The coding region runs from base 94 to 315 and encodes 73 amino acids. The record is from RefSeq and is a predicted model, not a curated record. Lineage: Eukaryota; Fungi; Ascomycota; Eurotiomycetes; Eurotiales; Aspergillaceae.
UCUGCAUUGAUGAUUACGGAAGAGUAGUUAACAUUAACUAGUUAGUUAGUAGUUAGUAGUAGAGAGGAGAGACAAGAGCACGACUUCGAGGAAAUGGAAUCCACCAUCCCAACUUUCCUCCCCACAUCUUCAUUCAUUCAUUAUUCAUCCCUGGCCACUUUCUCCCUCCGUCGGCUCUCUCCUCUCACCUCAUCUUUACUCAGUCUAUUACCUCCCCUCCCCCCACCUCUUCUAUCUUUUUUUGCUAUUCUAAUAUCUUUUCUCUCAAUUCAUACGGCUCUUCUUCGGCUUAUGUCCUGGAUGCUGAUUGUGUAAAUAUGCUUGAUCUCGCCGCCUGAGUGUCUUCUUCUUCUUCCCCCGAAUUCCCCGUUCCGGAAGCUCGGCUCGUGCAUUCACCUGAGACUUUUAUCUCUACGGAAUACC